Molecule: messenger RNA, 1629 nt
Organism: Rhinichthys klamathensis goyatoka
Lineage: Eukaryota; Metazoa; Chordata; Actinopteri; Cypriniformes; Leuciscidae
Product: B-cell receptor CD22-like
Exons: 8
Coding region: 1-1629 (542 amino acids)
Source: RefSeq, a predicted model, not a curated record
AUGGAUUCAGCAGCUCUGGUUGAGGAACAGACCAGAAGAAGGUCAGAGAAAGAGAUUUUGUGCCUCUUUGAGAUGGCACCACAAGACAACGUUAACUUGCAGAGCCCAAGUUUCUGGAUGGUGUUGAUAGUGACAUCACUCAGAAUGGCUCGUCCUCUUCCUCUGAUCGUUCUUCUCAUGAUUCACGGGGUUUCUAGUGAUGAUUGGGGUGUGAGUUACAGUCCUUCACACAUCUGUGCACUAAACGACUCAACAGUGAUAAUGACAUGCACUUAUACAUACCCUACUGGACAUCAGAUCACGAAAGUGUUCUGGACCAAUGAGCCUGCAAGGGGUGAUGAGUGUCCAGAUCUGUCUAAUGACCCUGAAUACAGUCAGAGGCUUCAGUAUCUGGGAGAUAAACAGCAGAACUGCAACGUCAGACUGAGUCAUGUGACACUGAAGGAUUCACACAUGUACUCUUUCAGAUUCAUCACUGAUAAACCUUAUGGAAAAUGGACUGGUAAUCCAGGAGUGACUCUUACUGUCACAGAUCUUCAGGUGGAGUCUCCUGAGAGAGUGACAGAGGGAGAUUCAGUCAGUCUGACAUGUAAAAGCAGCUGCGCUCUGACUGACAGAGCAACAUUCAUCUGGUACAGAAACUCACAGCCAUUAACUGAGAGAAGAAGAGACAGAAACAAUGAACUCCUGCUGCAGUCAGUCAGAAGAGAGGAUUCAGGCAGAUAUAGCUGUGCUGUAGACGGACAUACUCCUGUCUCUCCUGAUGUUCAGCUCAAUGUCAUGUACCCCCCCAGGAGUGUCUCAGUGUCCAUCAGUCCAUCUGGUGUAAUAGUGGAGGGAGAUUCAGUGACUCUGAACUGCAUCAGUGACUCAAACCCUCCUGCAGAAAUCCGCUGGUUUAAAGGAGGAACGAUUGUAGGAUCUGGAAGAAUCUACAGCAUCUCAAAGAUCAGCUCUGAUGACAGUGGAGAAUACAAGUGCAAGUCCAUCAAUAAACAUGGAGAGAAAUACUCUGAUGCUGUGACUUUAAACAUCAUGUAUGCACCCAGGAGUGUCUCAGUGUCCAUCAGUCCAUCUGGUGUAAUAGUGGAGGGAGAUUCAGUGACUCUGAACUGCAUCAGUGACUCAAACCCUCCUGAAGAAAUCCACUGGUUUAAAGGAGGAACGAUUGUAAGAUCUGGAAGAAUCUACAGCAUCUCAAAGAUCAGCUCUGAUGACAGUGGAGAAUACAAGUGCAAGUCCAUCAAUGAACAUGGAGAGAAAUACUCUAAUGCUGUGACUUUAAAUGUCAUGUACCGUCCCAGGAGCGUCUCAGUGUUGAUGCGUGGAUCUGGUGUAAUAGUGGAGGGAGAUUCAGUGACUCUGAACUGCAUCAGUGACUCAAACCCUCCUGCUCUGCACUUCAGCUGGUUUAAGGAGAAUGAAACCUCAGCUGUUGGAUCUGGACAGAGUUUCAGUGCACUACAGAGUGGACGCUUCUACUGUCAGGCUCACAAUCAACAUGGAUCUCAGAGAUCAGACGCUGUAACUGUCACUGUCAAAGUUGCAGGACGUCUGGUGAUAUUAUACAUAUCCAUUGGAGGGGUUUGUGGAGCUGCAGUGAUCAUUACGAUGUUAGUGAUUUGGUAA